AUGAUACCUACCCGGAGCUUAGCUGCUCAGGGCAACUUCUUCAGGCGCAGCGCCGAGGAAUUUGGCCGCCUCUCGAAAAUCGCCUGGAACACGGAGGCCCUCCACACUCCCACCAAACCCUACACCCUCCUCAAUUUCGAAGAUGAGCGGACUGUCUCUGAUUGCAAGACAUUCGCCGACCGUGCCGUGGGUGGUUUCAGCACCGCCGAGCUAGACUACGAACCAGCCGAGCCUUCCUCUAACACACCGGCCCACGUUCGCUUCCACGGAAGCAUUUCUACAAAACUACCAGAAAAUUGGCGAGUGGAGCGGACUGGAUAUGCCGCAUUCCGCAACAAAGACCGGGGCCUCUGGCUCUUUGGCCGUCUCUUCUGGGACGUUGACCCAUACGCCUAUCUUGCGCUCCGCAUCAAGUCUGACGGCCGUCGAUACACCGUUAACAUCCAGACAGAGUCUGUCGUCGAGACUGAUAUUCACCAGCACCGAUUAUAUACCCGACACCACCGCAUACAAGACCGCUCGCCAAUCUUGGAUCAAGCCUUGCACGUGAAGCAGUCCGAAGAUGCAGAGGCUGCGGAGGAACUAUAUCCCAAAGGCAUUCCCUCGGCACUUUCUGAUAUCCCUCCUGAAUCCACAAUCAUCUCCUCAACUUCCAGCACAACAACCUCCGGAUCAACCGGCUGGGAGACGGUGCUUCUGCCAUUUAACGCAUUUGUCCGAACUAAUCACGGAUAUGUGGUCGAGCCACAGACUUCUAUCAUGCGCCAGCGGGUAAAGAGUAUCGGUAUCGGUCUGACGGACCGUAUCGAAGGGCCCUAUGAUUUGCGUAUUCACAAGGUGUGGGCGACUAACGGUAUGGGUGAGGCAGAUAUUGAGGAGGAGCGCCGGAUCUGCGGCGCGGAUGCAUUGCCACUCGAUGAAGGCGUUCAGUCGGCUUGGAUCGAGUCCACCCAGCAAGCCGAGGAGACGCAGAGCCAGAAGAAGCCCAACACAAAACAGAAGGGGCUGAAGGGUCUCCGAUCAGAGUGGGAGGAGUGA
Molecule: messenger RNA, 1038 nt
Organism: Penicillium longicatenatum
Lineage: Eukaryota; Fungi; Ascomycota; Eurotiomycetes; Eurotiales; Aspergillaceae
Product: CIA30 family protein
Exons: 3
Coding region: 1-1038 (345 amino acids)
Biological process (GO): mitochondrial electron transport, NADH to ubiquinone; mitochondrial respiratory chain complex I assembly
Cellular component (GO): mitochondrion
Source: RefSeq, a predicted model, not a curated record